Molecule: messenger RNA, 450 nt
Organism: Colletotrichum orchidophilum
Lineage: Eukaryota; Fungi; Ascomycota; Sordariomycetes; Glomerellales; Glomerellaceae
Exons: 4
Coding region: 1-450 (149 amino acids)
Source: RefSeq, a predicted model, not a curated record
AUGAGGACGUCAACACUAUUCAACGCCCUGUCGGCGGCCACCGUGGUGGUAGCGGGCGUGAUGGCGAUGGAUCUCGGCGACGAGAUGCGGGCGGGGUGGAACAUGGGCCUGCUGCCUCGACAGACGGCGCAGAACCUACAGACUUUUGAGGGGAACUUGGGUGGUGUCCAGGCGUCAGCGAUUACCAAGUCAAAUAACCCUAGUCGACCGUUCGAGGUCGACGGCGACACUUUCCCCGAUUUUACCACGGCCGCGGGCAGAUCUUGCGACAACCAGAAGAAUAAGUGCUCACAAGCAGCCAACAACGGGCCGCAAAAGUUCGAGGUUACAAAAUGCGACGAGCAAGCUGAGCAAUGCAAAAAUGCAAUCGGCUCAAUUUCAAAGCAGAGCUUCGGCGAUGCCGUGUUCUCGGGCACGGUUGGAGAUUUUGACAUCUUUUGUGAUCCUUGA